UAAUUCAAAGACUUUAAUUUGUGACCAUUGAUUGAUUUCCUUUCGUAUUGAUCCAAGAUGGCAUUCGUAGUCUGUGGAUGAGUAUUAUUCCCAAGAUCUUACAAACCUAAAGCGAUUAUUUGAUUUCUCUGAAAGUUUUCUCCUUCAAUGUUCAGUAAAAUAUCAACGCACCUCUUUGGUGCGUAUGCAGCCCUUCUUUUGCUUGUGAUCCUAUCCACUCACCAUAGUUGCAGUGCUAGAAAGACCAACAAUUACUGCGCUCCUUCUUCUUGUGGCAAUUUCCAUAAUAUUAGCUACCCUUUUCGAUUAAGUACCGAUCCCGAAAGCUGUGGCAACAAAAACUAUGAACUUGCUUGUGAAAACAACGAGCGCCUAACUUUACACUUGAACAUGGUAAAAUAUUAUGUUCAGGCAAUCAAUUACAGUGACUUAUCAAUUCGACUUGUGGAUGCUGCUGUUCAGAAAGAUGAUUGCUUCUCCCUCCCUCAUCCACUUAGUUUUCGCCGGUUAGAUUACUCAGUCAAAAGCUCUUUUACGUUAGUUUUCAUAAGUUGUGAAAAUCCAAUACUGAAUCCUCCAGCUUAUAUAGUGGACACUUCUUCUUGCAAAAAUGACAGUAGCACUGCAUAUAAUUCUACUUCGUCUAGCAGUGUUUCUUCUCCCAGCUUCUUUAAUAUGGAAGGUUAUUCCUAUGUCAUGGUUGGUGGUGUUAAAAUGGCCGACAUACCAGACUUGUGCCGUAUAAAUUUGAUUUGUUAUGUGCCUGGAUUUCUUCUGCCAGAAAACAAGACCAAUAUGUCGUAUAUAGAUGUUCAUGAUAUCUUGGUAUAUGGGUUCGAGCUUUCAUGGUUUUCGCCCUGUUGUGGUUCUGUCAGAGAGAACCGCUGCGGGUACCUUGAUAAAACAGCCAUGGUCUCCUACUGUGUUGGAAUCGUGAUAGACUGUUAUUUAAAAGGUAUCGACUGGGUAAUAAAUCGAAUUAUGGCAAAAUGGUUGAAAGGCACAUGGUUGAAUGCCAGGUAUUUGAAAGGUGUCAUGUCGAUAAUAAAUCGAAGCAUAGAUCACAACUCGAUGUCUUAUCGAAACCCAGGAACGACCAUCGCUUCAAAUUUACUAAUCAUUCUCGUAAAUUUGUUCUUGACGCUGCUACUUGUGUUACUUGUCCUCAUCGCGGCAUUGCAUGCGCUAUUAUUCCUUUGUGGUUUUCCAUGUCUCAUAAUCUUGCUUAUCUACAAGUGGCAAAGAAGGCAUUUAUCCAUGUAUAACAAUAUUGAGAAAUUCUUGCAAAGUCAUGAUAAUGAUCUCAUGCCGAUAAGAUACUCUUAUUCAGAGAUCAAGAAGAUAACAACUGGAUUUAGAGACAAGUUGGGUGAAGGAGGCUUUGGCUUAGUAUAUAAAGGAAAGCUUCGUAGUGGUCGUUUUGCAGCGGUUAAAGUAUUGGGCAAGUCAAAAGCCAAUGGACAAGAUUUUAUCAACGAAGUUGCCACAAUUGGAAGAAUCCACCAUGUCAAUGUUGUGCAACUCAUAGGCUUUACAGUUGAGGGAUCGAAACGUGCUCUUAUAUAUGAAUUCAUGCCUAAUGGGUCUCUUGAAAAGUACAUUUUUUCCAAGCAAGGUAGUGUCCCACUAAGCAAUGAGAGAAUAUAUGAGAUUUCUCUUAGGGUGGCUCGUGGCAUUGAAUAUCUACAUCAAGGUUGUGAUAUGCAGAUUUUGCAUUUUGAUAUCAAGCCACACAACAUUUUGCUUGAUGAAAAAUUUGUUCCAAAAAUAUCAGAUUUUGGACUAGCAAAAUUGUACCCAACAUCUAAUAACACUGUGCCCCUCACUGCCGCCAGAGGAACGAUAGGAUACAUGGCUCCUGAACUAUUUUAUAAAAAUAUUGGAGGUGUCUCUUACAAAGCAGAUGUCUAUAGUUUUAGGAUGUUAUUGAUGGACAUGGUAGGAAGAAGGAAGAACUUGAAUGCAUUGGCAAAUCAUUCAAGCCAAAUUUACUUUCCUUCAUGGGUUUAUGAGCAAGUUAGUGCAGGCAAUGACAUAGAAGUACAAGAAAAUACCACAGAAUAUGAAAAGAAAACUACAAAGAAGAUGAUUAUUGUGGCAUUAUGGUGUAUACAGCUAAAACCUAGUGAUCGUCCCUCAAUGCAUAAAGUUGUAGAGAUGCUUGAGUCAGAUGUUGAAUCCCUACAAAUGCCUCCCAAGCCUUUUCUCACCCUACAACAUAUACCAGAAGAUGAUGAUAGGGAUAAUCCAGCAAAGUUAUCAGAUCCACCAAAUGAUUGUAUCGACUCUUCAUAUCAAUUUGGUCGUUAAUGAUGAAAAUACAACUAUGUAUUUAUUAAUAUUGAUAAUAGGUUCACUAAGGUAUUAAACCUUAUUGAUUGUAUCGAUUUAUUGGAUAUUGUUAUCCAUUUAGCUCCAUGGAACUAUUGGACUUGCUUGCAAGUUUGGUUAUAAAAUCUUCAAUAUUCUUUAUUAGAGCU
This is a messenger RNA of Populus trichocarpa (black cottonwood), 2480 nucleotides long. RefSeq names its product LEAF RUST 10 DISEASE-RESISTANCE LOCUS RECEPTOR-LIKE PROTEIN KINASE-like 2.5. Gene Ontology annotation, biological process: protein phosphorylation. Lineage: Eukaryota; Viridiplantae; Streptophyta; Magnoliopsida; Malpighiales; Salicaceae. Gene Ontology annotation, molecular function: polysaccharide binding; ATP binding; protein kinase activity. Bases 148 to 2310 code for a protein of 720 amino acids. The transcript has 9 exons. The record is from RefSeq and is a predicted model, not a curated record.